GCCAGCGUCAGACUCAGGGAAAGAAAGGCUGAGUCACUCAGAUGUGGGAGGCAUAAACAGCCCAUCCAGUAUUGGGGUAGGUGACUCCCAUGGACCGGCUGCUCUGUUACCUAUGGUGAGUCGGCAUUGCCAUCUAGUGGCUCUCUGCCCUCUCGACUGCUCCGACCAGUUUGCUUCCUCAAAGCGGCUAAUGACAGGACUGAGGCAGAGUGAAUGGGGAGCUGUGGGCUUGAUGCUGGGACACCCCAUAGACACAGUGAAGGUUCGGCUGCAGACCCAGAACACGUAUAGGGGCAUCAUGGACUGUGUGAUCAAAACAUACCGCCGGGAGUCAGUCCUGGGCUUCUUUAAGGGAAUGAGCUUCCCCAUCGGCAGCGUGGCCGUGGUCAACUCUGUUCUCUUCGGGACCUACAGCAACUCCCUGCUCCUGCUCAGCUCUACCUCCCACCAGGACCGCAAGGCCCAGCCCCCCAACUAUGUCCACAUCUUUGUGUCAGGCAGCAUUGCAGGGUUUGUGCAGGCCUACUGCUUGGCUCCUUUUGACCUCAUCAAAGUUCGCUUGCAGAACCAGACAGAGCCACGGGCUGGGCCAGGAGUGGCCUCACCACAGUACAGGGGUCCCCUGCACUGCGCCAGGACCAUCCUCCGGGAGGAGGGGCCCCGAGGCUUGUUCCGGGGAGCUUGGGCUCUGGUGCUGAGGGAUACCCCGACUCUGGGCCUCUACUUCCUCACUUAUGAGGGUCUCAGUCGGUGGCUUACGUCAGACAGUAAGGAACCUGGCUCAGCUACAAUGCUGGUGGCUGGGGGCUUUGCAGGGAUAAUGUCGUGGGCCACAGCCACUCCUAUGGAUGUGGUCAAGUCACGGAUGCAAAUGGAUGGGCUUAAGCAUCGAGAGUACCGGGGGCUGCUGGACUGUAUGGUGACCAGUGCCCGGCAAGAAGGGCUAGGGGUCUUCUUCCGGGGACUGACCCUCAACAGCGCCCGGGCCUUUCCGGUCAAUGCCGUGACCUUCUUCAGCUACGAGCAUCUCCUCCGGUUAAUGAGCUGAGCCUUUUGUGUGGUGUCAGCCGCUCCCCCAGCAAGUUCUAACCCUGAGAGCCUGAAUCCUAAUUUGGUAGCCAAAAUCUGGUGUCAGUGGUAGAGGACCACCAGCCAAUCUGCCUCCAUUACCUAAACUGAGCAAAAGGACUCGGGCUUGGCCUGGGUGACAGUGACCCAUGAAGAGUGGGAUGGAGGGAAUGAAGACAAGCAUAAAGGACAGCAAAGAACAGGCCAUUCUGGGCUGGGCUGGGCUGGGCUGGGGUAGCCGGGAUGGCCACUGAGGGUCCUUCCAGCGCUAGAGGAGGAUCCUAAGGAGGUGACUGGGGAGGCGUGCCUGCUUAUUUGGAUGCAUGACCUGAGUCUGACCACUGCCACCUGUGGCUAAAAAUCAAUUUCCACUGCAGCCAGCCAGGGAACAGGUCUGUCCUCCGGGGACAGACAGCCUGUCCCUGGGUUCACCCCUGAAGCCUUUCUAGCCUGGUAGGACCUGCUACUGCUAAUGUGCCCAAGGCCUCCUCUCCCCCACUGGAGAAGGACUGUGGUGGAAUUUAGCAUAAGUGGUUGGGCUGGGUCACAAAU
Messenger RNA from Dromiciops gliroides (monito del monte), 1620 nucleotides. RefSeq names its product solute carrier family 25 member 45 (gene SLC25A45). Gene Ontology annotation, molecular function: transmembrane transporter activity. Lineage: Eukaryota; Metazoa; Chordata; Mammalia; Microbiotheria; Microbiotheriidae. The coding region runs from base 113 to 1048 and encodes 311 amino acids. The record is from RefSeq and is a predicted model, not a curated record. Gene Ontology annotation, biological process: transmembrane transport. Gene Ontology annotation, cellular component: mitochondrion. The transcript is spliced from 6 exons.